Sphenostylis stenocarpa is the source of this 2442-nucleotide messenger RNA. The record is from the annotation of a GenBank genome assembly. Lineage: Eukaryota; Viridiplantae; Streptophyta; Magnoliopsida; Fabales; Fabaceae.
AUGGCUGUUGCUGGUCUACGCAGUGUGUCUGUGCUCGACUCUCCUUUCCUCAGGGACUCCCAUACCCAGUCGUCUAGGAGAGGGGGUGAGGGGAGACAAGGAAGCACCCGGUCAUCUCCACUCUUGCAAAUGUGGCGAGAGAUUGAAGAUGAACAUGUGGUGAAUCAAGUUCAAGGAAGACCCGGUGAAGUACCUCUUGAGCAAAGGAGGGAUGAAUUGAGUGGGGAGCUUUCACAGGAAGAUAGACCUGAUAUCCGAGAGCGAGGGCAUAUACAUGUUUUAGAAGAUGCAGUUUUAGGUGAGAAUGAAUCUGAAACAUGGUCACAGUCGCAAAGUCAGAAUGAAUCCCAUGAUGAUCACGAGGAUUUAAAUAAUUCUAGCUGUGAAAAUUCUAGUGAUUUGGGAGAAGUUGAAAGGGAAAGAGUGAGGCAAAUUUUCAGGGAGUGGAUGAACAGUGGUGCCAGGGAUCAUGUAUCAAAUGUAUCCAGAAGAAAUAAUGGUUCAAGGAGAGAAUGGCUUGGGGAAACUGAACAGGAAAGGGUCAGAAUUAUUAGGGAGUGGGUACAAAUGAGUAGCCAGCAGAGAAGUGUUUUGUCUGGGGAAAACAGGGAAGUACAAUCUACUGAAAUUGGUACACAAAUUGAACGUGUACGUGAUGGACUCAUUGUCAACCAGACACGGGGCCAAAACGAGCAUACACGGAGGGGCAUUCGUAAAUUAUGUGGCCGACAGGCUAUGCUUGAUAUGCUUAAGAAGGCUGAAAGAGAACGGCAAAGAGAAAUUGAGGGCUUGUGGAUCCAUCGGGCCGUAUCUCAAUUCCCCUAUCGUAAUCGCAUUCAGGCACUGCUUAGAGGCAGAUUCUUGAGAAAUGAUAGACCUGUUGAUAAUAACAGGCCCCUUUCUGUUGCAGAAAGCGAGUUGGGCUUUUUGAGGCGGAAACAAACUGUAUCAGGUCUAAGGGAGGGAUUUUUCGCUAGAAAGGAGAAUAGUAGUUGCAGUCAAGCAACCAGCAAUGUAUCUGAUACCUCGUCCAAUGUUGAUAUUGAUUUUAAUACUAAUGAACAAAUGGGAUCAACCAGUUCACAUUUGGCCCCAACUGUACAUUCUGAACAGUCAGACCCUAAUGACAGAGGAAACGAUGGAUUUGUGGUAUCGAGCAGCCAGAGCUGUGAACAAGGUACCAUAUCUGAGAAUUUAAAUAAAAAAGAAUAUACUGCACAAAUAGGAGAUCUAUUGCAGCAUUUGCCAAUUGAAUCACUAGAUUGUCAGUCAUCAUUCAGUGCCAGUGUUGAAAGAGUGAACAACACUGAGCAAAAUGUUGAUGUGAUGGCAACUGAAUAUAGCGCCAAUGAAAUUACCCAACAAAGUUCACGAAUUGAAGAUUCAGAGCAUCGUAAUAACCAGGAAUUCAGUGAGGUGUAUAACGAGCAUUAUGAGCUGGGUGAUAAUUAUGACAUUCGUACAGAGGGUAAUGUUGCUGAUGAUGUAAAUUGGAAUGAAUCUGGCGCUCUAGAACUAGAACAGGUAGAAGAAGCUUUUGAGAAUGAAGGAAGUGAGUGGUAUCAAAAUAAUACCGAAUGGAGAAAUAGCACCGAUGAAAAUGUGAAUGAUAAUCAGCCCAGUAAUACAGCAAAUGAGUGGCCUGAAAACACAUUGGGAAAUGGAGAUGGAGAAAACUCUCAUCUGCAAGAAUCUCAUGAAGCAUGGCAUGAAGAUGGUGGCUUCCAAGAGGCUGUGGAAAAUUGGUUGGGAGGACCUUCUGAUCAUGAAAGUGCUCCAGUUGGUAGAAUUCGAGGAUUUUAUUUUCCUGAAGAUGACAAUGUGUACAGUGUUGAACUCAGGGAACUUCUUAAUAGGAGAAGUGUCUCUAACCUCCUUCACAGCAGUUUCCGGGAGAAUCUUGAUCAGUUAAUACAAUCAUAUGUUGAAAGGCAGGGCCAUGCUCACAUUGACUGGGAGUUGCAAGAAACAACCCCCUCAUCUGACUCAGUAGAGCAGGACCUUGUGCAGCAGAGUAGGGAUCAAAUUGUUGAUCAGGAGGGUCCUGUUAAUAGUCCACUUGAUCUGCCAUCUUUACCUAUACCGCCUCCUCUACCUCUAUGGGACCAGCAGCACCACCGGGACAACUGGUCACAGAAUGACAUAAAUAAUCAGCGUCUAGGAAUUGAUUGGGAGAUUGUUAAUGACUUGAGAAUUGACAUGGCUCGAUUGCAACAAAGGAUGAAUAACAUGCAGAGAAUGCUCGAGGCUUGUAUGGAUAUGCAGCUUGAGUUGCAGCGCUCCAUAAGACAGGAAGUUUCUGCGGCCCUAAAUCGCUCUGCUGAUUCAUCAGGAAUACCUGAUUGCGAGUCACCAGAAGAUAAAUCUAAAUGGGAAUGUGUGAGAAAAGGUCUUUGCUGUGUAUGCUGCGAAAGCAAUAUCGAUUCUUUGUUGUACAGGUAA